AUGACCAGCUCCUUCCCCGCGGCCUUGUCUGGCCCAACAUCAAAGGAACGGAAAUAUGAUCGUCAACUCCGAUUGUGGGCAGCCACAGGACAGCAAGCCUUGGAAGAUGCGCGAGUUUUGCUGGUUAACUCUGACGGUCCUCUCGGCUCCAGCAGCACCGGUGUUGCGGGCAUUGCAGGUGUGGAGACGCUCAAGAACCUGGUUCUACCAGGCAUCGGUGGAUUUACCAUCGUGGACCAGGCAAUCGUCACUGAGGCGGAUCUGGGAGUGAACUUUUUCCUAGAGGAGGAGUCUCUCGGAAAGUCCCGUGCAGAUGAGACUUGCCGACUGCUACGAGAGUUGAAUCCUGACGUGCAGGGAUAUUCCUACUCCAAGUCAAUUACGGAUCUUCUCACAGAUCUAAAUUUUCUUCCUCGACACAAGUUGGUCAUCAUCUCCGGUCCAACUAAACGCUCCACUCUGGAUCUACUCUGCCAGAAAGCCCAGGAACUAGAGAUCCCUGUACUGUACUUGCACUCAAUUGGUUUCUGUGUGACAUUCUCAUUGCAACUACCUACUGAGUUCCCAAUUGUGGAGACUCAUCCAGACCCAGAGUCAACACAAGAUCUGCGUCUCUUGAACCCAUGGCCCGAACUCACUACCGCUGUGGCUUCCCUGGGAGACCUUGAGAGUAUGGAUGAUCACCAGCAUGGCCACAUUCCCUACAUUCUUCUUCUUCUCCGCUCCCUCGACCAAUGGAAGCAAUCACAUGGAGGAAGUGCACCUGAUAACUACAAAGAGAAGACCGAGUUCCGCGAAUUCGUGCGCUCAAAGACACGCACAAACAACCCCGAAGGAGGAGAAGAGAACUUUGACGAAGCUGUCGCAGCUGUGCUGAAAACCGUAUCUCCAUUUUCCCUGCGCAGCUCGAUCCGCGAGAUCUUCGAGAUGCCACAAUGCCAGCAGUUGAGUGCCGGAUCCGCUGAUUUCUGGGUUAUUGCAUCUGCCAUUCGAACCUUUUACAACGCACAUGGCGUCCUCCCUUUACCAGGUUCAUUACCCGAUAUGAAGGCCCAAUCAGCAGAUUACGUUGCGUUGCAGAAUAUCUACAAGAGCAAAGCGCGGAAGGACGUAGAAGAAGUCACGGCAACGAUCCGUCAGCUGGAGACAACCCUCGGACGUACGACAGCGAUCUUGGAGCGUGAGGUUGAAGUUUUCUGCAAGAAUGCAGCCCAUAUCAAGGUUGUGCGCGGACGGCAAAUCCCGCAAGUACGCAGCGAUAGUGAUGCUACCCUGUUGAAGUCUGUACGGAAUGGUCUUCAAAUGCCAGAGUCUCUGACCUCGGUUUUCAUCGCGUUCCAAAUCUUGGAUGCUGUUGUUGAUGAAAUCCAAAGUACACCUGCUUUGAAUGAGCGUUCCGUUGAUGAUGAUGGGUUGUGGAUCGUGCAUAAAGAUCGGAUCCUGGCCUUGCUGUUACGUGAUGACCCUACCCCCAUCGACGAGGAUACACUGGAGAGUAUCGAUAAUGCGAUUCAGGAGGUGCGUCGUGCUGAAGGUGGCGAGUUACACAACAUUUCGUCCUUGGCUGGUGGGUUGGUUGCGCAGGAAUCACUGAAGGUGUUGACAAGGCAGUAUGUGCCUCUGGAUAAUACUUGUGUGUUCGACGGAGCUAGAAGCCGGAGUGAGAUGUAUCGGUUUUGA
Penicillium malachiteum is the source of this 1680-nucleotide messenger RNA. Its product is annotated as NEDD8-activating enzyme E1 regulatory subunit. The transcript is spliced from 2 exons. Bases 1 to 1680 code for a protein of 559 amino acids. Gene Ontology annotation, molecular function: NEDD8 activating enzyme activity. The record is from RefSeq and is a predicted model, not a curated record. NCBI's taxonomy places the organism in Eukaryota, Fungi, Ascomycota, Eurotiomycetes, Eurotiales, Aspergillaceae. Gene Ontology annotation, biological process: protein neddylation. Gene Ontology annotation, cellular component: cytoplasm.